AUGCGACUGCUCAACGUAAAGACUUACGAGCUCAAAGAGCUCAAAGACAUCGGACCAAACACCGAAUAUGCAAUACUCUCCCACCGCUGGUACACAGAGGAGAUAACAUUCCAAACCCUAAGUGCCGCUCAACUGAAGAACAUUGAAGAACAAUCGCCGCAGCUGGACAAAAUCAGAGGUGCCUGCGCGCGAGCGGAAGAAAAAAAGUUGGAUUGGAUCUGGAUUGACUCUUGCUGCAUCAACAGAGACAGCUCUCAGGAGCUGCAAGAAUCAAUCAACUCAAUGUUCCGGUGGUAUCAACAAGCUAGGGUCUGCUACACCUAUCUUUCAGACGUCGAGAUUUCAACCCCGAGUGCCGAUCUGUUUGACCGGCUAGAGACCGAGGGUCAGCGCGGGGGACGGCCUUCGGAAUGGUUUGAGCGCGGCUGGACGUUGCAAGAGCUGCUUGCACCGCGCGAGAUGGAAUUCUUCGACAGGCAUUGGCAACCCAUGGGGACGAGAGCUGAGCUGACGGCCGACAUCUCACGUAUCACCGGCAUUGAGGCCCGGUAUCUGACUGGUACAGAGGAGUUUCGAAAUGCCAGCAUUGCAACGAGACUGAGUUGGCAAGUCGGCAGACGCACGAGCAAAGAGGAAGACAUUGCGUACAGCCUCGCCGGUCUCUUCGGGAUCCAGUUCAUGACGUCGUAUACAGAGGGCAUAUAUGAAGCAUUCCAACAUCUGCAGCGAAAAAUAAUCAGCCGUCCGUCGUUCGACGAGUCUCUCUUCGCUUGGACAGCACCUGCGGGAAGUCUACCUCCCCACAAUCGUUCUUGGGCGGCAGAUCAGUGGGGUCUUUUGGCGCCUUCUAUUGAUUGCUUCGAGAAAUCUGGCGACAUAACCGUCGAUGGACCAUCGAAGAGGCGUCCUCCUAGCGGCAUCACAACCACAUCAGAGGGUGUGAAGUUCCCAAUGCCAAUAAAAGACUUGCAAACGACCCCCCAAUGGCCGUACUGGGCCUCGAUCCCCACCGUCAUUGGACCAUAUAUGUGGCUCGUAGUGAAGUAUUGGCGACAUUUAUGUCGCCAAUACUUCCCUCUCACGCUGAAUUGCUGGCGCAAGAAUGAGGCCGGCCAGCUCAAAGCCGUACGAGUCUUUCUCCUUCGAGAUACAAGCGACCUGGAGUGGAGGCGAGGCAGGUGUGCGGAGCUAGGAUCCGCGAACAAGGUGCCGAGCACCAGGCCGUACGUCGAUGUUUUGAUUCUUCAACCAGCUGGUGUCAGGGAUCCUUUCAAACCACAGGCAUUACUUCUCCAAAAAUGA
This is a messenger RNA of Capronia epimyces CBS 606.96, 1302 nucleotides long. RefSeq lists its product as uncharacterized. The record is from RefSeq and is a predicted model, not a curated record. Lineage: Eukaryota; Fungi; Ascomycota; Eurotiomycetes; Chaetothyriales; Herpotrichiellaceae. The transcript has a single exon. Bases 1 to 1302 code for a protein of 433 amino acids.